Rattus rattus (black rat) is the source of this 1710-nucleotide messenger RNA. Its product is annotated as complement factor H-related protein 3-like. The transcript has 7 exons. The coding region runs from base 60 to 1241 and encodes 393 amino acids. The record is from RefSeq and is a predicted model, not a curated record. Lineage: Eukaryota; Metazoa; Chordata; Mammalia; Rodentia; Muridae.
CAAAGUGAUGACAGGGUUCCCAGAAGCCCCACCACGGCUGGAGUUAUAAGGUUGAGAACAUGGGGUCCUGUAACCUGAUGCUCUUAACCACUGUCUUCCUAACCUCAUGGUUCACCACUUCCAAAGGUGAAGGAAUAGCAUGCAAACCCCCGUAUAUUCCAAAUGGAAUCUACUCACCUCAUAAGAUUAACUACACAAUCGAUGAUGAAAUAAAAUAUGAAUGUAAAAAUGGCUUCUACCCUGCAACCAAGGGAACUGUUGCAAAGUGUACAAGUACUGGAUGGAUCCCUGUUCCAAGAUGUAGUUUGAAACCUUGUGAUUUUCCACAAUUCAAACAUGGACGUCUGUAUUAUGAAGAAAGCCGGAGACCCUACUUCCCAGUACCUAUAGGAAAGGAGUACAGCUAUUACUGUGACAGUGGGUUUACAACGCCUUCACAGUCAUACUGGGACUACCUUCGUUGCACAGCAAAUGGGUGGGAUCCUGAAGUCCCAUGCCUCAGGCAAUGUAUUUUCCAUUAUGUGGAAAAUGGAGAAACUUCAUACUGGGAAAGAAGAUAUAUAGAGGGUCAGUCUGCAAAAGUCCAGUGUUACAGUGGCUAUAACCUUUCAAAUGGUCAAGAUACAAUGAUAUGUACAGAAAAUGGCUGGUCCCCUCCUCCCAAAUGCGUCCGUAUCAAGUCAUGUGAUAUGCCUGUGUUUGAGAAUGCUGCAACUAAGAGUAAUAGCACAUGGUUUAAACUCAACGACAAAAUAGACUAUGAAUGCCAUGAUGGAUAUGAAAACAAAUAUAAACAAACCAAAGGUUCCAUAACUUGUAAUCAUGAUGGAUGGUCUGAUAAGCCCUCAUGUUAUGAUUCAACAAAGAUUUGUGGGCCUCCUCCACCUAUUGCCAAUGGAGACAUCACAUCCUUCCCACUACAACGAUACAUACCAUCAUCAUCAGUUGAAUAUCAAUGCCAGUCUUUAUACCAACUGCAGGGCAACAAGACAAUAAUAUGUAUAAAUGGAGAGUGGUCUGAUCCACCAAAAUGUUUAUAUCCCUGUAUAAUAUCAAAAGAAAUUAUGGAAAAACAUAACAUAACUUUCAGAUGGGAAGAAAAACAAAAGCGCUAUUACCAAUCAGGGGAGACGCAAGAAUUUAAGUGUAAAAAUGGACAUCAUCUGGCAACAACUCAACCGUUGAUUACAAUAUGCAUUAAUGGUCAAAUCAAUUAUCCCACUUGUACAAAAUCACACUAACACUCUUAGACUUUAAGCAUACACUUUUGUUCAGUUAGGGUGCAUGCAUAUUAUCAAUACAGUAAGAGUGUUACUUUUAAACUCUUGUUUAACUAAUUUUCAUUCAUAAGUAUAAGCUGGUGUACAUAUUUAGUGAUUAAUCUGGGAACUAGGAGACUGUAGACAGCAAUGGAAAAGAAGUUUCUUUAAAGUUUCUAAAUCAAAAUAUGAUAUAUCCUAGCAUAAAAACCAGUAGCAAUAAUUACAGGUAAUUACUUCUCUACCACUUUCCCAAAUCUUUUAAAGCUUCUACUCUGCCUUUUGUUAUAAGACUCUGAUUCACAAUGAACACAAAACAUGUUCUCAGUCUUCAAAACUGUAGCAUUUCACAAAUAUAUAAGAAAACUGUCAUAGUUUAUAUUACUAGUGAAUAUAAAUAAUUCUACAUAUUGCUUUUGUUACCAAUAAAUAAUACAAAGAACUUUGCAAA